AUGGCAAGAUUUUCAGUCUUGAUCAAUAGUAACCCAGAGGGUUUUUUCAAUAGCUCUCGAGGCUUAAGACAGGGUGAUCCCUUGUCCCCUCUGCUUUUUGUUAUCGUCAUGGAGGCUUUGAGUAGGAUAUUAUCGGCUGUGGUUAGUCAUGGUUUUAUGGAUGGAUUUUCUGUGGAUGAUCCACAAAGGAGCCUUAUCUUGGUCUCCCAUUUAUUAUUUGCAGAUGAAACUUUAAUUUUCUGUGAUGCAGAGCAAGAUCAACUUAGGGCAAUGAAGGUGCUUCUUUUUUGUUUCGAAGCAGCGUCAGGUUUAAGAGUUAACUUCGAUAAAUCAGAAUUAGUGCCUGUUGGAAACGUCAACAUUUCUUGA
Molecule: messenger RNA, 369 nt
Organism: Juglans regia (Persian walnut)
Lineage: Eukaryota; Viridiplantae; Streptophyta; Magnoliopsida; Fagales; Juglandaceae
Exons: 1
Coding region: 1-369 (122 amino acids)
Source: RefSeq, a predicted model, not a curated record